This is a messenger RNA of Triticum dicoccoides, 2644 nucleotides long. Its product is annotated as elongation factor G-2, chloroplastic. Bases 104 to 2410 code for a protein of 768 amino acids. Gene Ontology annotation, molecular function: GTP binding; GTPase activity; translation elongation factor activity. Gene Ontology annotation, biological process: ribosome disassembly; translational elongation. Gene Ontology annotation, cellular component: chloroplast. Lineage: Eukaryota; Viridiplantae; Streptophyta; Magnoliopsida; Poales; Poaceae. The record is from RefSeq and is a predicted model, not a curated record. The transcript is spliced from 4 exons.
UCCAAGCACACAUAAGCGCGGCCACCACAGCGCUCACCCACGAGCGCAGGCGGCAGCAGGCAGGGAGGGAGCGAAGGCCAAGGCACUCACACACAGCAGUGCAAUGGCCGCCGAGGCACUCCCGCGGGCCGCCGCGCCGGCGCGCCGGCCGUCCGUGGCCGCCGCUUCCGCCUCGCGCCUCCUCCUCGGCCACCGCCCCUUCCUCGCGCCGUCCGCGUCCCGCUUCGCCGCCGGGCGCGCCGCGGUGGCCGGCCCGGCCGCCAGCCUCCGCCCGCGCCCGCGCAGGCCGCGCCUCUCGGUCGUCGCCAUGGCCGGCAAUGAUCGCCAAGUGCCUUUGGAGGAUUACCGCAAUAUUGGUAUUAUGGCUCAUAUAGAUGCUGGGAAAACAACAACUACAGAGCGCAUUCUGUAUUACACUGGAAGGAACUACAAAAUUGGUGAGGUUCAUGAGGGAACAGCCACAAUGGAUUGGAUGGAGCAAGAACAGGAGAGAGGAAUAACCAUUACAUCUGCAGCAACAACUGCCGUCUGGGACAAGCAUAGAAUUAACAUUAUUGACACUCCUGGGCACGUCGAUUUCACUCUUGAGGUUGAACGUGCUCUCAGGGUGUUGGAUGGUGCCAUAUGUCUCUUUGACAGUGUCGCUGGGGUAGAGCCACAAUCUGAAACUGUGUGGCGCCAAGCAGAUAAGUACGGAGUUCCAAGAAUAUGUUUUGUAAACAAAAUGGAUCGCCUUGGAGCUAACUUCUUUAGAACUAGGGACAUGAUAGUGGCAAAUUUGGGUGCAAAACCUUUGGUGAUACAGUUGCCGAUUGGUUCAGAGGACAAUUUCCAAGGAGUUGUUGAUCUAAUAAGAAUGAAGGCUAUUGUAUGGACAGGGGAGGAACUCGGUGCACAAUUUUCAUACCAAGACAUACCUGCUGAUCUCGAAGAGUUGGCUCAAGACUAUAGACUUCAGAUGAUCGAAACUAUUGUUGAAUUGGAUGAUGAAGCUAUGGAGGGCUAUCUAGAAGGAAAGGAACCUGAUGAGGCGACUGUGAAGAGAUUAAUCAGAAAAGGAACAAUAGGUGCCAGCUUUGUCCCCAUUUUAUGUGGUUCAGCCUUCAAAAACAAGGGUGUCCAGCCAUUGCUUGAUGCUGUUGUUGAUUACUUGCCAUCACCACUUGACCUGCCACCAAUGAAGGGUACUGACCCAGAUGACCCGGAAUUGAUUCUUGAAAGACGUCCAAGUGAUGAUGAACCAUUUUCUGGGUUAGCUUUCAAGAUCAUGACUGAUCCAUAUGUGGGGUCACUAACGUUUGUCCGCAUAUACUCAGGGAAGCUGAUCGCUGGUUCAUACGUUCUCAAUUCAAACAAAGAUAAGAAGGAAAGAAUUGGAAGGCUUCUAGAGAUGCAUGCAAACAGUAAGGAGGAUAUAACAGUUGCGGUGACAGGUGACAUAGUAGCUCUUGCUGGUCUGAAAGAUACUAUUACUGGUGAAACACUCUGUGACCCAGAUAAUCUUGUAGUGCUUGAGCGUAUGGAAUUUCCUGAUCCUGUCAUUAAGGUUGCUAUUGAACCAAAGACCAAAGCUGAUGCUGAUAAAAUGGCAAAUGGACUGAUAAAGCUUGCUCAGGAAGAUCCAUCCUUCCACUUCUCUAGAGACGAGGAAACCAACCAGACAGUUAUUGAAGGAAUGGGAGAAUUACACCUUGACAUCAUUGUAGACAGAUUAAAGAGAGAGUUCAAGGUUGAGGCAAAUGUUGGAGCUCCUCAAGUCAACUACCGUGAAAGUAUUUCCAAAAUUGCAGAGAUUCAGUAUGUCCACAAAAAGCAGUCUGGUGGUUCAGGGCAGUUUGCAGAUAUUAUUGUGCGGUUUGAACCUAUGGAGGCUGGAAGUGGGUAUGAAUUCAAGAGUGAAAUAAAGGGAGGGGCAGUGCCAAAAGAAUACGUACCAGGCGUGAUGAAGGGGAUUGAAGAAAGCUUGCCCAACGGUGUCCUUGCUGGUUACCCAGUUGUGGAUCUACGAGCAGUGCUGGUUGAUGGUUCCUACCACGAUGUUGAUUCAAGUGUCCUUGCCUUCCAAAUUGCAGCCAGGGGUGCCUUCCGUGAAGGAUUGAGGAAAGCUGGCCCACGACUCCUGGAACCUAUAAUGAGGGUUGAAGUGAUUACCCCUGAGGAGCAUUUGGGUGAUGUUAUUGGUGACUUGAACUCUAGAAGAGGACAAGUUAACAGCUUCGGAGAUAAGCCAGGUGGACUUAAGGUGGUUGAUGCUUUCGUGCCGCUGGCCGAGAUGUUCCAGUAUGUCAGCACUCUGAGGGGAAUGUCCAAGGGGCGCGCGUCAUACACAAUGCAGCUUGCCAAGUUCGACGUUGUCCCACAGCAUAUCCAGAACCAGCUUUCUGCGGCAAAAGAGGAAGCUGCUGCUUAAAUCUUCAGUAUUCGUAGAUAAUAUAUAUGAGGACGGCAGAGCAGGUGAGUAUAGGACAUCAAGGUGUAUGUAGCUUUGUAGUGUCGAACCCAGCGGGUGAUAUUAUUUGCCAUUGUUUUUGGACCUGAUAAUGUCCAUAAUUUUGCAAGCUGUUAUAAUUUCAUAAUGACCUUGUCAAGUUCUCACAAACGGGAAAACAGUUCGUUAUAAAUUUUGCUUACAUGCUUCAGUCCA